Crotalus tigris (Tiger rattlesnake) is the source of this 4255-nucleotide messenger RNA. RefSeq names its product coiled-coil domain containing 15 (gene CCDC15). NCBI's taxonomy places the organism in Eukaryota, Metazoa, Chordata, Lepidosauria, Squamata, Viperidae. The transcript is spliced from 11 exons. Gene Ontology annotation, cellular component: centrosome. The record is from RefSeq and is a predicted model, not a curated record. Bases 190 to 1641 code for a protein of 483 amino acids.
GCGGUACCGGUGCCAAAUCUCGCGGGAGGAGGGGUUGACAUGGUAACGGUUGACUCCGAGUCCGAAUCCUAGGCAGGACGGGGAAGCCGCGGGACGAAAGUCGGCCUCUGGGAUGGCGUGAACCCGAUCUUUCCUGCGGGGGCUGUUGUGGACAGGAAACCCUAGCCUUACUGCUGUCUUGUUGCUAAGAUGGUACCUCCCAAGAAGGGGCUGCAACAACAUGGUCCCCAGAAAAUUGCACAGACUAAAUUGAGGCCUCCAUCAGCCAACUGGAAUGUAUUAGCAGGAAGAACUCAGUGUAUAGCACCUGUUGGGGCCUGGGUAGAGAGCGCCCAAGAUGAUGGAGAAGAGAGCCCAGCUUUUGCCACAGCUAUUCAGGUUGAAAAAGUAUACAAAGAACAACAAAAAGAAAAAGAAAAAACAUUGAAACGCUUUCAGCAGGAAGUAAAACACAGGGUGAACCAACGUGUUAAUCUAAAGAGGAAACAACAGUUGAAGACCUCUUACGAAGCUGCCCUGAAAGAAAGCUCUGUUAUUAUAGGGUUUUCAGAUUCUGCGUUGCGGCUGACCCCUAAGAAAAAUACAUGCCUCUACAGAUAUACCAGGGAUUCUGCCAUUGGCAAUUCUAAUGACAAAGUCGCCUAUCUACAACAAGCUGAUUAUGAACCGGAGCAGUUCUCAGAGCUAGCCAAAACUGUAAGGAAAACGGUGCAACAGGUCCGUCACAAACUGGCUUCUCGAAAAGCUAUUCCAGAAGGAAAUGUUUCAGAACAUCCAGGAGAUGCUCGUCAGAAUCCUCCAAAAAGACAGAACUCAGAACCUUGCAACACAACUGCUCUAAGCCCAGAAGAGGGUGAUAUGGGAGAACUUCCUCUGAAGGGACACCAUGAUCUUCCAGCAGAACUUCAAGAACAAGAGGGAAGGAAUUGGGACAACACAGAAUUUCAAAAAGUAAAUAAUGAGGCCUUGAAAGGUAAUGAUCCAGCUGAUACUGAGGCUCAGGCUGUUCAUAUAUUCUGGCCUGGAAUGGAGGAGGAACAAUCGAAGAAGCAGCACCAAAGCCAGUAUCUGAGGUAUAGGCGCCUCUUCAUGGAUAUCGAAAGAGAACAAGUGAAGGAACAGCAAAGACAGAAGGAAUGGCAGAGGAAAAUGGACAGAAUUAGGAAAGAAAAGGAGUAUCGGCGCCGUGCAGAGGAACAGAGGAUACAGGAAGCACAGCGAGCAAAGGAGAAAAGGACACAGGAGAUGGCUUCACAAAAAAAUGCUAAGCCCAGGGGAAAAACAUGUGAAAAACUACAACAAUUGAAAUUGGAAGACCCAGAAGAAAAGAAAAAACUAGUGGAAAGAGUACAAAAAAAUAAAGAAUAUUCUAGAUACGUGGAAGCAUUACGAGCCCAGAUGCAAGAGAAGAUUGACAUGUAUAAUAUACAUUUGCCUCCUUUGUGCUUCUGUGGGUCAGAUUUCUGGGACACUCAUCCCGAUAGCUGUGCCAACAACUGUAUGUUCUACAGAAACCACAAAGCGUAUGCUCAAGCUCUGCAAAAUGUCAUCUCAUCUUGCGAUAUUUUGGACGGGGGCUCAAACACGAGGCUUUCCGUCCAUACAUUUGCUGUGGUACAUGCUCGUUCUAAGAAUUCCUGAUAGAAAAUUAUGAAAUCGGUGCCUCCUUCUCAACCUUGUCUAGGUGCCUAUGAACAUAUCACUCCUGAAUUUUAUCCUGGGUUGGAUUAAAAUAAUAAAUUCAGAAGGGAAGUCUUCUCACAUUUGUUUACUUUUCCAAGACUAAUCAUCUGUGUUUUGUUUUCGACAAGAUACGGAUUUGUCAAAAUUCUUGGUUAUUUGUUCAUGGAUGGGACACGUUCUUAGAUCAAUUUUGUGCCCAGCCAGAUUUGUAUCUGUCAGCUUAUCAGACUUGUUGUGCCCAAAGUUUAGGUAGGUUUUGUGCUUUGGGGGUGGGAUAUGAUAUUGAGAUAUAUUCUGUCUUGUGUUGGAUUUCAAACCAAGAUACCUGCUUCCUCCAAGAUUUGUAAAAUGUAAAGCUUGGUCUUUAGGAAAACUUUUGAAAGGGAUUACUCCAAAAGAACAGAACUGUUACUAAUCAUGACAAUGUUUAGUCAGUGUCAAGACAUGAAGGAAUAUUCACAUUGAAGAAACUGAGAAGGUAACUCAGUUUCUAGAAUAAAAUGAAUUGAGUCUCUCCUACAGAACUUAUUUCUAAUUUGAUGUUGGCUGUAGACUGAGAGUUUUGUGAUUUGCCCAUUUGACAUAGAACAACUAAGAACCUUGAAGUGACACACAUGUCUAUGCAUUUUUAUUAUUAUUUGGAUACAUAUUUGAACAAGAAAUACCUCUGAACUCUUUAUAUUUAAAAAGUGAAAUUUUAAAACUGAGUCUCUGGUGCAUGUUGACCAAGAAGGUUGUUAUGUCAGCUUGUCCAAUUUUAAAGCUUUGCAGAUAUAAAUGUUAGGUAACGUGCAGAGAAACAGUUCUUGAUCCCAACAUACUCCAAUAAAAAUGUUUUAUGUUUUAUAUCCAAGUAUCUAUUGUCAAUUCUGCUUAUCUGUUGUGAAUUCUGGGAAUAACAACAUAUGAAAAAGAUUUUCUGCCAAACCAUGUCUGCUUCUUGUAAAUUGAAUUGCAUAUAAAAAUGAUGUAGCGAUAGAAAUUGAGGCGAUUAUAACAUAUAAUUGCACUUUUAAUGUCUAUGUGUUUUUCCUGCAACACGUGAUGGUAUAAAAAUAGUUUCAGAUGCUAUAUUCGUUCAUUGUUUAACCAAGAUUUUUAAAUAACAAAAUAGUAUUGACUUAACAGUGUUCCAAAUUGCAUUACAGGUGCAAAACCGCUUCCAGUUAUUACCACUAUAGUUGAUAAUGUUGGUUACUAGAAUCUUGAAAAAAAACAAAAUAAGUAUUAAAUCCUCAAUAGUGAAAAUAUUUGCUACUCUUCUUUUCUCUUCCGUAGAUGUAUUAGACUUCCAGAAUUAAUAUGCAGGCUUAUGGUUUCUUAAAAUAUCUGUAUCAUGUUCCACUGAUAAAAUAGGAAAAUAGCAUAGAUUUUUAAGUCCCCAUAAAGCAUAUUAACUUUAUCCUUGGAUUUUAUUUAAAUGGUAGUAUUAAAACAGGAUUAUUAACAGUUAAAAACCUUGCUUCAGUCUAGUUAAUGGUUAUAGCAAGUCUUUAUGUCUUUUCAGAUAGUUCAUUUCCAAGGGCAGUCUAGUCCUGUAACUUUAGUACCAUUUUAAAGCUCAAUAACUUUCUAAAUGGGUGGAAAAAAUACAUCUGUAUUUAGUUAUCUUGGCUUUUUCCUACUAAAGAUCUGUACUCUGGUAUAUAUUAUACUUUGCAAAAGUUGUAUUGGAAACUUACAUCUUCACCUAUAUUUCUAUCAUAGAAUUAGACUGCUGUGUCAUUUCUCUAAAUUACAUUCUUUGUAAGUUAGCACAGAGUGUCGGUAACAAUGUAAAAAAAUAUGAUUCUCUAUUGAAACAGCUACAUUUUAGGUACAAUAAAAAGCAAAUGCAAGGUAAAACAAGAAUGAUAUCAAAUGAGACUCCUGUUCUCCUCAACUCUUAAUUUUAUUUAUUUUUAUUGUAUUUUUAUAAUGUUUUACAUUUUAAAAUUUUUUUUAAUCCUAAACUAUUCAGUUGUUAAUAUUUUAAUUUAUUGCCUGGUCAACAAGACAAUAGAUUUACCUCUGGGAUCCAAUUUCAUUCAGACUGCUAUGGAUCUCAAACCAAGAAUGUGCAAUAUGAAUUCAGAUAAAGCCAGCCAUAAUACUAGACUGCUUUGAAAGCAUGAGCUGGUUCACACAAGAAGCAAAAUAUAAUGGGGUUGGGUUGGAAUGGGUGUGUUCUGUGAAUCCAGCCCUUGUUUUUUAUGGCAUGGUGUUUCGGAGGAACAUUUUUACAAUGUAUUUAUAUUGUAUUUUUACCUUGGUUUGGCCACCCAGAGUUACUUUUGUGAGACAGGUGGCCGUAUAAAUAAAUAACAUGCUUAAAUUUUGGUUGUAUGCUAUUAGAUGGAUACAUGUGGUAGCAAGGGUCAGAAUCUCAAGAAUUCAAGAGAUGGAAGAACUUUAAACAAAAAUAAAAGCUUAGAUUUGGCUCAUAGCCAUACUGAAAAAUCUCUGUCUGAUUUCUGAUGGCUGAUUUCCACUGCCUGUACAACAUGGUGGACUAUGUCAAUAAUACUAUAUUGGAUCUGGAAUGUUUAUGCUAUAAAAUGUGGAAUUUAUUGGCUGGGUGUCCGCACCCACC